AAUAAAUACACAGACACAAAACAGCUGCCAUGAAUACUGAUAAAACUGAGAAAGAAAAUCGAAUGGAUAAUAUUAAUAAAAUGAAAUCAUUUAUUAUGAAUUUCAGCCUUAAUGACUGUAAACCUCAUGGCAACCAGGGCUAUAAGCGAGUGCUUCUGCAGCUGUUCGGUUAUUUAGGUCACGGCAAAUCGUCUUUUAUUAACACCUGUAAGUACGUCCUGGAGGAAGGAGCAUAUAAAAUUUAUUCUGAUGUUGGUAGUUCAGAUGGAGGGAAGACCACAAAGAGAAUAUCGUACCCACUCACAAGCAACAUCACACUGGUCGAUAACCGCGGGUGCGCAAUGAUGAGUGAUCAAGAGACGGGGGAAAUCUAUGCUCAGCUCAGUAAUCUGCUGCCUCUGGACCAGGAAGUGCAGUGGCAAAGGGGGUAUAUGGGUAUAAUGACAAGAAUGGUGGAAGCCGACAAGAAUGCCAAUUACUCAGAUUUUAUAGUUCCCAUUUUUGUAUACAGUGUUAAGAAAGGGAUUUCAGAUGAAGAAUUGCCAGAAAUAAAGAAAUUGAUUAAAAAUGCCUGGGAUCUAACAGGAAUUAUUCCUAUUGUGGUUCUCACUUUUAAAAAUCAAGGAAAUGUGACUGAUGUUGAAGCAAAAUUUAAUAACAUAGGAAUAGAUUAUAUAUUCAAACUUGAGAACUUCACCAUAAAUGAAAAUAACAAAGACGCAGAUAGAUGCGAGGAAGUUCUAAUGUUCCUCAGUGAGAUUCUGAAGGAUGUGGAAUUUCACAUGAGAGACACGAGGAAUUGCAAAAAAGAGAGAGCAGAGAGAAAGAAAUUUGUGUUGGGUUUUGCUCAUGAUACAGAAGUGAAUGAAGAAAAGCGACAGAAGGACAUGGAAUUAGAAAGAGAGCGGGAACAAGCCAGACAGAGACAACGGGAAGAAGAGAGAAGAAGACGAGAAGAAGAAGAGAGAAGAAGACAAGAGGAAAAAAAUAAGGGAGGCUGCAGUAUUCAGUAAAGGAUUUGUGAUGAUUAAAUGAAGUUAAUGAUGAACUAGUCAGUCUGCUCUCAUUCCCUAAACCCCUUUGUCACUGCCACAAUACCCUGUUCAUCUGCCAUUGCAAGGCGCUUAGAAAGUUGUAGGAGCACAACUGACAGCUGUUUGACCAUGGUAUUUCUGCAUUGCCCUCAUUUAUUAGAGUUAUUUUAUCAUAUAACUUGUCUCUUUUCUCUUUUGUUAUAAGAACUGUUACAUGGCUGUAUAUUGUUAUUGUCUUUCAUUGAAUGUAAAUACAAAUAAAAACCAAUAAAUGUAAUUAAGAGAAUUAGUAUCUCA
Messenger RNA from Bombina bombina (fire-bellied toad), 1331 nucleotides. Its product is annotated as chromatin assembly factor 1 subunit A-B-like. Lineage: Eukaryota; Metazoa; Chordata; Amphibia; Anura; Bombinatoridae. Bases 30 to 1013 code for a protein of 327 amino acids. The transcript has 4 exons. The record is from RefSeq and is a predicted model, not a curated record.